AUGGGAGAUCUCGCCCCGAAAGUGGAGCUCAUCACCGAUAACAACCAUAACAACAUUUGUUCUUUGGAGUAUUCUUCAUCUACAUAUUGUGAACUAGAGUCGUCCCCAUGUGGUCACUAUGACUACCCAGAUGAGGUAUUCGAGGAGGAAUAUUACACCAAUGAUGACGAUGACGAUAUUGACAUCGAUCGGAUCAUUGCAGAAGUCACGUCACUCGAUCGGGAGAAAGCGUCGCGCGAAGAGCACUGUGGGAACGACCAGGACAUUAGAAACACAGAAUUGAAGCAUUGUACUGACAAAAAGAGUCUGACAAUGUUUGCCUUGCCUGAUGUUGGAGGGGAAAGUAUGUCAUCGUUGUCAUCGGACACUGACGAUUCAUGGAGUGAUUGCGAAUGUAAGGACGAUUUCGACUGGGACGAUUACACGCCACUUUCAACUUUGUCUGGUGAGUUAGAGUCUUUACGUGAAAUGUCGGAAAUGUGCAAUGAAGAGGUCCGACAAGACGACGAGGAUUAUCAGUCGGUAAAACUCGGAGAUAACGUCUAUCAUAUCGAUCUUAAAAUCACCAAAAAAUACAGCGGAAUUAUCUCAUACGGCGGAAAGUUAGAAACGACAAACCAAACUGAUAUUUUUACGAUAUCCGGGCACGAUCUUCCGGCACGGGAACGAAAUUCCCCUCACUACGUUUAUGCAAUGGAAAACUUGUUUCUACACGCCGUGGUUACGGUUGACGUAUUAUCUAAUAGGGACUAUGCGCUGGUUUAUUUCUGUGGACGGUCGAGAAAAACUCUGCCUCCGAUGUGGUGGCUUAAAAAGAUGUACGCUAUAUUAGACCGCGGGCUGCGUAAGAAUGUUGCAAAUAUCUACGUAGUGCAUCCUACAUUCUGGGUGAAAACAGCAUUGAGACUGUUUCAACCUUUCACAAACGGUAAACUCAUCCACAAAAUAAAAAUGGUAGACGGUCUGAAUGAACUUCGAAAGCUUCUGCCCACAGACUAUAUGUAUAUUCCUCAGGAAUCUAAAGAUUUUGAUGAAGAACUUAGAAUGGCGAGGUCCGGUACAGUUGCUGUGAAAACAACGUGA
Saccoglossus kowalevskii is the source of this 1083-nucleotide messenger RNA. Its product is annotated as protein prune homolog 2-like. NCBI's taxonomy places the organism in Eukaryota, Metazoa, Hemichordata, Enteropneusta, Harrimaniidae. The record is from RefSeq and is a predicted model, not a curated record.